Messenger RNA from Durio zibethinus, 3003 nucleotides. Lineage: Eukaryota; Viridiplantae; Streptophyta; Magnoliopsida; Malvales; Malvaceae. The record is from RefSeq and is a predicted model, not a curated record.
UAAGCUGAAAGAAGCUAAAACCCGAAGACAGAAAAAUCCGUUGUGAAACGAUGGAAAAAGGUUUUGUCUUUAACACGACAAGACAAAAGAAGAAACCUCCGUAAAAAUUAAUAAUUGCAAACGGUCAAAUUUCCUUUCUGUCUUUCAGAUCCGCCCAGAUGCUCAAAUCGUCUCUUCACCCUAACCACCAACUAAAUUUCCCAUUUUGUCCCUCCAACAACCAUCACCGUCACCGUCAACGUCGUCGCCCCAGAAAUCUAUGUAUAACAAAGCAACUAUCAUCUUAUUUUCCUGUUCAGGACUGAUCCUCGGCGCCGGCUAAAUAUAAGUGGAAUAAAAUAACAUCUCAAAUAAAAAAAAUGCUGGUUCCUGGAUUUCUAGGGUUCAACUGCGUCGUUCUGGUGUCGUUGCUGGUUGUUUUUCUGGUAAUCCGGCAUAAGUUGAGGAAUGCGGCGGCGAGGAAAGAGGAGGUUACGAGGUUGCUCGAAAUGGUCUCACAUGAAUCCGCCGUGGUAGAGGCUCAAGCCUCAGCCGAGUACGGUUAUUAUCCAAAGUACCAGUGUGCUGUUUGCUUUGCCCCAACUACCACGCGCUGUUCUCAGUGCAAAUCUGUUCGUUACUGUUCUGGUAAGUGUCAAAUAAAUCACUGGAGACAAGGCCACAAAGAUGAAUGUCGCCCUCCAACUAAUUUUGAAGUGAUAAAACAGUCUGGAAUUCACAGUAAUGAUUCUGUGGUGGAAAGUUUAUGUAAAACAUCUUCUGACACUUCAUCAGUGGUAGAAAAUGAUGAUGAUGGUGAUAAUCAUAAGCCUCAUGAAGAUGCCAAAGUGACACAUAAUGGUAAUCUUAUGUCUGAUGAUGUCCAUCCUGCAAAAACUGUCUACAAGAAGUCAACCAAAACAGUUUCAGAAGAAAUGUUAGUUACUGAUGUAUCCAAGAAAAGUAACUUAACAUCCCUGAGCUCUUCAAGGCCUAAAACUGUAAUAAAUGAUGGGGAAGAGGAUUUGCAACUUUAUGGAAGCAAACAUGUCAAAACUUCAUUAUUUAGUGCUUCUGAUGAUCAUGCAUCUUCAGUUGCUGGAGGGCAUUCUGUACCCAGUUCCAAGUCUGGCUUGCCUGCAAAAAGUAAUGCUAUCCCUACCUUGCCACAGACUGCUAGUAAUGGCUUGAAAACAUCAAUGCGCAAGGUUGUCCAACAGUUUAAAGCCUCCAAACAGUCUAAAUCCUCUCUUUUUGGUUUUGGUAAUGAGGUUAGUGGAAAAUAUAAUUACAAGAUAAUCUUUCCAUACGAACUAUUCAUGGAACUUUACUCUUAUAACGCAGUGGAACUGUGCCCAUUUGGCCUUAAUAAUUGUGGGAACAGUUGUUAUGCUAAUGCUGUGCUUCAGUGUUUGGCUUUUACUAGGCCACUUACCUCAUACCUUGUCAGAGGGCUCCACUCUAAAGCAUGUCGAAAAAAGGAGUGGUGCUUCAUCUGUGAGUUUGAAUGUUUGAUUUUGAAGGCAAAGGAAGGGGAGUCCCCUUUGUCCCCCAUCCGGAUAUUAUCCAAAAUACAAAAAAUUGGUAGUAAUCUGGGUCCAGGGAAGGAAGAGGAUGCCCAUGAAUUUUUGAGGUAUGCUGUUGAUGCAAUGCAAUCUGUUUGCCUCAAGGAUGCAAGGGCUGCAGGUCCACUAGCAGAAGAGACGAGUCUAAUCGGCCUAACUUUUGGAGGUUACCUUCAUUCUAAGAUAAAGUGCAUGAAGUGCCUAGGUAAAUCUGAGCGGUAUGAGAGGAUGAUGGAUCUAACUGUUGAGAUUGAUGGGGACAUUGGAAGUCUUGAGGAGGCACUUGCACAGUAUACAACUACAGAAAUUUUGGAUGGAGAGAACAAAUAUCAUUGUAGUAGGUGUAAGUCUUAUGUCAAAGCAAGAAAGAAGUUGACAGUAUUAGAGGCGCCUAAUAUUCUUACCAUUGUUUUAAAGCGGUUCCAGUCUGGUAACUUUGGGAAGUUAAAUAAGUCAGUUCAAUUUCCUGAGGUCCUUGAUUUAGCCCCAUAUAUGAGUGGAAAAAGUGAUAAGGCUGCAUUGUACAAUCUCUAUGCUGUGGUUGUUCACUUGGAUGUUAUGAAUGCUGCCUUUUCGGGUCAUUACGUGUGCUAUGUGAAGAGUUUCCGUGGAGAGUGGUUCAGGAUUGAUGACAGCACAGUAAUACCAGUGGAGUUGGAGAGGGUCUUACUAGAAGGUGCAUACAUGCUCCUCUAUGCGAGCCGCUCUCCAAGGGCCUCGGCUUUGGUCAGAAACAAUCUUGAGUCUCAUGGUGUGAGGUUCAAGAAAAGGAAUUUGGAAGCUGUUCCUUCUAGCCAUAAUACGUCCAAGACGAGAUCUGACUCUAAUGUUUCAAGGUUGGAUCCCUCUAUGAUACAACGGAAACAUAAGUAUCCUUCUGAUGCUUCCACCAGCAAGCAGUUGUUUUAUCCUGAAGAUUGGAGAUUUUAUUCAAUGCAGAGGAUUCCUCCGGCUGAUUCUUCCAGUGAGAGUUCUUCCAUUUUUAGCAGCUCCGAUGCAAGCUCUUGCAGCACAGCAAGCACCAAGGACUCUUCCAGGAGUGAAGACUUCUCUGAUUAUUUAUUUGGCGAAGUGGGACCUGAAUGGUACAGCCUAUAUGGGAUUUCAUCCGAUAUGGACGCCGCUUCCUCUUAUCAUGGUCUUGAUGGAGAUUUGGGAGCAGAGAUGGAUGGCUGUGCUCGGUGGCUGGGAAGGGAUGGGAACUCCACAGUUUUGUUCACUGACUCAAGAAGACACCGUAGGAAUGGUACCAGUAGAGCCUCUAACUAUGAGCAAGGAGGCUGGUCUAACCCUCAUGAUGUAAGAUCAUCCGGUAUUUCAAUAAGGAGAGCAAGCGUAGAUGGAUCAGCUCAAACGUUUUAUUGAGUCUGAACUGUGAAGCUUGCUGGGUGGUAUCGUACCUCCAAAUCAGAACUGACACUGUAAUCAAUCAGUAGGGGAACCUGUCCAUGGGUCGUCG